Bombina bombina (fire-bellied toad) is the source of this 5657-nucleotide messenger RNA. It is a transcript of the gene KNDC1, whose product is annotated as kinase non-catalytic C-lobe domain containing 1. The transcript is spliced from 30 exons. Gene Ontology annotation, biological process: small GTPase-mediated signal transduction. The coding region runs from base 1 to 5640 and encodes 1879 amino acids. Gene Ontology annotation, molecular function: guanyl-nucleotide exchange factor activity. The record is from RefSeq and is a predicted model, not a curated record. Lineage: Eukaryota; Metazoa; Chordata; Amphibia; Anura; Bombinatoridae.
AUGGAGGAGACCGAGGAGAUCGAUGUGCCGGAAUUUUAUGAAGAAGCAGAAGAAGAUGAUGAUGAUGAUGAAGCCACUAAAGGGUUCUAUGAUUUCGAACCCCUUCCCACACUGCUGGAGGACGAGGAGAACGUAUCCUUGGCUGAUAUUUUGUCACUACGAGAUAACUGUCUUACUGAGCAGGAUAUUUUGGCUAUCUGCCUGGAGUGUUGCUGUUCCUUGAAGAGUAUCUCUCAUUCAGGCAUAUUUCAGACGCUCUGUAUCACCCCAGACACGCUGGCAUUUAACGCCAACGGAAAUGUGUGUUUUAUGGAGCAGCUUAGUGAUGAUCCUGAAGGUGCGUUUGUACCGCCAGAGUUUGAUCUGACUGGUAACACAUUAGAGGCGCAUAUAUACUCUUUAGGAGCAACGCUAAAGGCAGCAAUUGAAUUUGUGAUUGAACCAGAGUUAGAGACACCAUUCUGUCAAGAUCUGAAUUCCUUGCUUGAUCUCAUGCAACAGGAAAACCCGGUAGACAGGCCUGAUAUUGAGAGCGUUAUCUCAUUGUGUGAAGAGAAAUUGAAUUGUUCUUCAUCUAUGGUUUGUCGAAGUCUUUCAUCCAUUGGAAGAAGAGUUCUGUCCAUAGAAUCGGUCAACGCUUUCCAAGAUGGUUUUGAUAUUCAUUGGAAGAGUAGAGACAAACGGGACUUGAAUGUUCAAACAACGGGAAAAAGCUCAACAAUUUACUCAUCUGUCACUGACGACUUAGCAAUUGGCAGUCGCCCAUGCAUCGGCCAUGAGAUCAAUUUAUUACAUGAACAAGGGAGUGAGAAUGGAUGGAGAGAAAUUGGAAUAAAAUUAGAGAGACCUUAUCAAAUUCAACACUCAGUGGAUAAAAACCUUAUGAAAAACACUGGGAUAAAAUCAAAAACUUCCUGUUUGGAUAGUUGUGAACGAUUUGUUGAUAGAGAAAAACUUGCAGACGAAAUGACAAGACUAUCUUUGAAAAAGCACAGACGAAAUAAACCCACAUCCCCAACUAGUUCUUACGAAAAGUGCUCAUUUUCUCAGUUAUCACAAUGUGAUGAAAAGGUUACUUUGAAAAGCUGGCCUUCCAUGCCAAACUGUUUGUCUCCUAACAGUGUAGAGGAGGACCAAGUCAAUUCAAUUAGUACUCAAAUGAGUCAGCCAAAAAAUGUUUUAUGUUUUGUGAAUUCACAAAUGACUGAUAAUACUUUGUUUUCUUCCAUCCCUAUGCAAAUGAACAAAAACUGUGAUACGAUAUGCCAAGAAGAGUGCCAAUUACAGGACACUUAUGAUAAUAAUGUAACACUGGUUGGGCACGAAAAAGAACAUACGUUAAGUACAGACAAAGUAAACCCUCCAGAAAUAUAUGCGACAUCUGAGGAUCUAAAUGGACCUACACAAAUAGGCGUAGACAGAUCUACUAAAACAAGUGAAAUGCUGGUGGCAACACCAGUUUAUAAAGACAUGGAUAUUUCACAACCUGUAGAUUCUCCUGAACCUUUUGCUGAUAUUGGCAAAGAUAUAGACAUUACAUCUUUAAAUGAAGACCCAAAGUGGAUUUCUCUGAAACAUCUUUUAAUCCAAUAUGGGAAACCAUUAAAAGAAGAUGAGUUAUGGGCUUUAUGUCACGAGUGCUUAUAUACUCUGCAGACAUAUAUAGAUUAUCCAGCCAUAUUGUGUCUCGAGUCUGUGUUUAUUGACCAAAAUGGAGAAGUUCUUUUUGUUGCCCAUCAAAAUGAAGAUCCCUGUGAUGAUUUUUGUGUACCUCCUGAAUUCAAUGAACAAAAAGUGGGAAACGAGAAGUCUUGUAUUUACGGUAUAGCAGCUAUUUUAUGGUCAGCUGCUAAAUUCAACUUCCCUCCUAAUCAUAAACUAACACUGCCUAAGAAACUGAAACGAUUUCUUCUGCAUAUGGCAAAACGGAAUGCUGAUGAAAGGCCAAAUUUAGCGGAUGCUCUGCUGAUUUGCAGUAAUUAUCUGUUACACAAAGGCAUAAACAGUAAAGAUAUUUGGGCAAGCAUAAGCAAUUGUGCACAUCAGUCAGCGCAGAAAACAGAUGCACACUUAAAAGAUCUGCCUUCUGAAUUCACAGAUGACUUUUCAGAGCCUACAUCAGGGUUUGUUCCAGUUUUAACUAAUAGUAAAAUUCUGGCUGUGAAAGGUCCUGUUCCUUUAAAAGAUGAACGUAUCAAUUUGCCAUCUGCGUUUACAUCUGCAGCAUCAUAUUUCAAGCCUAUAAUAUUAAUGCAAAAUGAAGGUAUUUGCAGCAACAAACAUAUAUCUGAAUCCCAUUAUGCCAAUCCGCUUGAAGAUGAGAAAGAGCAAGGAACUAAAAAAGAAUAUAUUUCUCCUAAUGACACUGAUGAAAACCAUACGGAUGAAGGAACGAUAAGGCAGUUCCAACAUGUAACUAAAAUUCCCUCAAGGAUCCAGGAUUCCAAAAACUGGAAUUUACCAAUUUCAGAUUGUUCAUUGGAUCAAAAAGGAAAAAAAUCACCUGAGUCCUCAUCUAUAUCCUCAAACUCAUCAACAUUGACAAGCAGUCCUAUUACGAAUAAUUAUCUUCUAAAACAAGAUCCCAAAACUGGAACCCUGCAACUUGUACGUGUACAGCUUAGUGUACCAGAACAUGCAUUAAGUAUUGAUGGUGAACAUGGGACUCAGAAUGUGCAACUUGUAGAAACCAUAACAAACAAUGACAUUAAUACUUACAAUUUAAAAAACUGUGAAGCUACCACUGUGUUGAGUACUGCCAACAGCAAAGAUCUCCAUGUUAAAGUAAAUGAUAUUAUACCAUUGGCUGGUUCCGAAUUAAAUCCUAAAUCUGAAGCUUCUCAGUUUUUUCCAGAUGUGAAAAAUUGUGAGAAAACAGCAGGCAAAAAUAUGUCACAAGAAUGUCAAACACGCAGGACGGUGUGCUCUCCUUUGCAAAAAGUGCUUCAACUUAUACACGACGAAUUUGCAUUUGAUGGUUACUUAGAAAAUGGAGUUGAAGAUCUUGCAAUGGGUGAAUAUAUUUUUGCCUUAAAAGGGCUUCAGUUUUCAACAUUCUGUGGUGCAGUAUGUGAGAAGUUUUGUGAUCUCUACUGGGAUGAACAGUUGCUUGAGAAUCUUUACUUUGUCAUCAGUGGAAAGUCUCUGCCAUCAACCAGAACAAGCCUGACAGAUUCUGCUCAUCAACAUAACCAUGCACAGAAUACAAAGAAAGUUCAAAGGAGAUCACGGAAAUAUAAAAAGCCGGGGAAAAUGUCAACUAAGGAACAGAUACUGUCAGACUCAGAGGCAAUGUCAACCAGUACAACAAGAGAUAAUAAGGCUGUGGAAAAAGAUGGAAGAACAGAGGACUCCAGUUGUGCGUUGGUAAUGAAUACAACAGACCCCAAGAUGGCGAUAUCUAGCACUGGACACGAUUUUCCUAUAGAUGAGUUGGACGUGAAUGACACCAUGCCUGAUACAACUGGAAAGAUUCAUCAGUUGGAAGAAUCUAGUUUCUGCACAGAAGCCGAUGACCAUUCCUUGUACAAAUCAUUUUCAGAUUGCAACAGUUAUUGUAUCAGUCCAGAUUUGAUAGAUGAUAAUGAAGAAAACAGUGAAGAUUUAUUUAUAAUGCAUCGUGAUUACAAUCCUGCCACGUCCAUCUGCCCACCUGAUCUAUACAAAUGCAGUCCUGGAUGGAGUAGUGCAUUCUAUGGGGAUGAGCUUUUUGACUCAGAUGUACAGCAUUAUGUUAGCAUUCUGGGGAAAAACAAGAAAGCUGAAAACAUACAUGUCAAAAGAUUGGAGCUUGAACAGCAGCUUAUGAUGGAGACAAAAAAUUACAGAAAAACAAUUAAACUUUACCAAAAGUUGUUACUCAAAGGCAAAAGAAGCAAAGGUUCUGAAGUUAAAGAACUCAUCCAAAAAUUGAAAAGACAUUUGGAAGAAAUGAAAUCCAAAGUGCAGUUUCUAGAAUUAGGCAAAAAAUUGCUUCAAGUUUCUUAUGCUGAACAGUGGGGUCUUGGAGCUAAUAUACUUUCUGCAGUAGCAAAGCUUACACCAGAUCAUAAAAUUGGUGAACAAUCAUCUGAUGAUGAAUCAUUUCUGCUCAUCUAUAAUGAAAAAGGACAAACCAAUGACAACACGUCAAAAAACCUGCUUGCUGGGACACCUGUUGGAUUAAUGGCUCAUCUUUAUGCCAGUAAUGCCGUACUGGAUGGAUAUGUUCAGCAAUUCCUCUACACAUUCAGAUAUUUCUGUUCUCAAGAAAAUCUUCUACAGUUUCUUAUUGAAAGAAUUCAUAAUAAUUCACCAAGAGACGGUAGAGAUUCUUCAUCAUUGGAGAACAAGAUCUAUCACUGUUCACUUGUUUUACUACAAACAUGGAUCGAAGAAUGUUGGCGUAUAGAUUUUUUCCAAAAUCCAGAUCUGUUAGAUAAGUUGGAAGAUUUGAGUAAAUCUCAGACUCUUCCAAAAGAUGAGCCUGGUGAAUACCUGAUGUCAUUGCUGCAAAAAGUUUCCAGUAAAAGAAACACACUAACGUCACCAACUUUUAACUCUGGAGAUAAGAAAGAGGACACCAAAUCAUUACACUCACUAUACACAAAGUUAUCUGAAGAUAGCAUCUCAAGAAAGAGCUUUAACUGGAAAAUCUCCAAAGGGAAUGGACAUAAUUUUCCUCAACAAAAGGAUAAGCAAUACACCAUUGUAUCGGCCUUACCUCGUCAGUGUUACCCUGGUUUUGUCGAAGAGCUUUCCCUGAAUAGUAUCAAAGCGGAAGAGAACACAACGUACUCUAUUCAUGAAUGUACUGUCCAGCAGAUCGCUUCUCAAUUAACAUUACUCCAAGAGGAAGUAUUUCAGAAGUGCCAUCCGGUACAUUUCCUGAAUUCACGAGCUCUGGGACUUAAAGAUAAAUCUAUUAAUCUGCCAAAAAUCAAUCACGCUAUGACUGUUCCUGUAGACGCUUCCAGCCUGUUUGUGCCGAACUGCACACAAGACAGAUAUCUCUUGUAUAUGUUGCAAUUUGCAGAAAAUGUCAGUACUUGGGUUGCUGCUGAGAUUGUGACGUGUCAUACUGCUAAGUUGCAGGUUAACAUGCUGACAAAAUUUUUACUCGUUGCUAAAUUAUGCUAUGAACAAAGAAAUUUUGCAACUUCUGUCCAAAUAUUAGGAGGUUUAGAGAACCUGAUUGUACGACAACUCCCAGCUUGGAAAAAUUUACCUUCCAAAGUGUCAGAAAUACUUGAAGAACUAAAAGCUGUUGAGGUCUUUCUGAAGAGUGACAGUUUGUGUUUAAUGAAAGGAGAUAGAUUCAGGACGUUACCUACAAUUCCCUCUGCUUACGUCUUAGCAAUGCAUGUGCAGCAGUUGGAGACCGGCGGCUUUACAAUGGCUAAUGGAGCUUUUAAAUGGAAUAAACUUAGGAAUAUUGCAAGAGUCGCAAGCCAAGUUCACGCUUUUCAAGAGAUCCCUUACUCUUUCACUCACGAACCUGAACUUCAGUUUUACCUUCGGCAGCGAAUCACUCAGUUCAGUGAUGUCGAUAUUUCUGUCUUGGCAGCCCGAAACAAUACAAAUUUCCAUCAUGUCCAAUCUGAGAAGCAUUCACGAAAAAUACAGGAUACUCUACGUAAAAUGAAAGCAACUUUUCAGUGAUUUCCAUGGAAGUUAAG